This is a messenger RNA of Diaporthe batatas, 791 nucleotides long. RefSeq lists its product as uncharacterized. The record is from RefSeq and is a predicted model, not a curated record. NCBI's taxonomy places the organism in Eukaryota, Fungi, Ascomycota, Sordariomycetes, Diaporthales, Diaporthaceae. The transcript has a single exon. Bases 474 to 791 code for a protein of 105 amino acids.
CGUCCUCGUCCUCGUCCUCGCGUUUUGUGUGUCCCGCCCUCGCCGCCGCCGUGCUGACCCUCCUCCGGUCCAUCCGCAAACUCCGGCCCAGUCACGCACGAUCUCCAUCACAUGCCACCCUUCCUCACCACCAACGUGGUCGUUGGGCCAGACUUGUUGCAGCAAAGUCGACAAGCCAGCCAGCCAGCCAGCCAGCCAGCCAGCCAGCCCAGCCCUGCCCAGCCCAAGCAAUCUCAAGUGCUGACUCACGCUACUCCCACCGCGCUGGCAACUGCAUGCAUAAGAGCAAGGCGAUCGGCUCAUGAGUCACUUGCAACUAGGACUUUGUUGUCGCCCUGUUGUCGCCCUACAGACCGACUUACACACAUCAACGCAUGCAGCAGAGGCAUCCCCGGAGUUGAGUUGGUCAGCCCGGGGUUUUUGCUCGGCGCCACGAGACAACAGACCCCACGCCCUGGCCAGGUUUCCAAUCCAUGUUCGUCUUGUCAGCUGAACUCUGUCGCAACCCAGAGAACUUCCUGUGCAUCCUGGGCAUUCCUGUGCGGUGCUGUGCUGUGCUGUGCGGCGCGGGCGCGGCGCCGGCGCGAGCCACCAAAAUCCGUCAAACAACGGCACGCCGGGUUUCAGCUAUCAACUCCGCCAACUGCUACGAUGCCACAGGGGCAGCGCCCCCGUUUCGUUUCGCCUCAAGCUUGCAUGGAGACGCGACACAGGUGGCAGCAUCCUCGACCAGACACUGGGCUAUCUCGUACGAUCUCGCAGGCCCCCAGUCGAGCGCAGGUGGUCGCUAG